Molecule: messenger RNA, 2196 nt
Organism: Venustampulla echinocandica
Lineage: Eukaryota; Fungi; Ascomycota; Leotiomycetes; Helotiales; Pleuroascaceae
Exons: 5
Coding region: 1-2196 (731 amino acids)
Biological process (GO): macroautophagy; multivesicular body membrane disassembly; neutral lipid catabolic process
Molecular function (GO): glycerophospholipase activity
Source: RefSeq, a predicted model, not a curated record
AUGGCUUCACAGGAUGCAGCAUUGGAUUUGGAAAUUCAUUCGCGAGCCUCUAACAACGGCCCUGCCAUUACAGCCUCGAUGGCCGGGAGCGUAACAAACCUUGUCCGAGCUCGCAUAUACCAUUGUUUUAAAAUGGACGGAAAACGAUAUCAUGCCUAUAAACCAGGCAAACAUCAUCUGCCUAACGAUGAACUUGAACAAGAGGGACUAGAUCUUCAACAUCAUACUUUCUCGCUAUCUCCCGGGCAUUACAAUCCUGCACCUAAAUUAAGAAAGAAACCGACGGGUACGAAAGAGCAGCUGGUAUUGCGUCCAAGUCCAGGCCCUUGCAAGAUGGUCAGUGUACCUGCGACAUCUGCCUCAAAACCAAAACAUUGCCUGAUUGCUGGCGAUAUAUGGCUUCUAUCCUACUUCCUAUUUCUCGUCUUAUCAUCUUUUAUGUCUGUCGCUGUGGCGAACUUGGAUAGCGGCUGGAGGGUGCCUUUACUGCCAUUUCCACCUCCGCUCAUCCAUGCUGAAGCACACGGGGACAAAUCUCGGCCUUUUUUAAAAACUCAGAGCUUCACGUUGCGCCAUAUAUAUCACCGUGGAGCCACUUUGUUUCCGGAUCUCCAUCGUCGACUUGAGUUGAACCCUGCCAAAGUGAAGAAUGCAAGUCUUCAGGGCGUUGAUCUGCGUGAUGCAGGUGUUGGGUUAUAUAUGACCUCCUCAUCACUACUCAAGAUAUGGAAACUCCGAGACCGCCGAGUUGAAAAUAUCAAGGCGCUGCUCAACAGCGCCCAGUCUCGUGGAGCGGCAGCCCCGCUGCCCGACUCCGCAUGGAAAUUGAGUGAGGUACCGUCUCCUGAUAUUACAGACAAGGAGACUGUCGUGAAUUUAGCGCUGAUGGCUGCCAAUGCAUACAACCAUGAUAACACAGACCCGGACUGGGAAGAUGUCUCUAAACCUUUCAACUUAUCUUCCGACGUGGGAUGGGACAAGGAUGGACUUCGGGGCCACGUCUUUGCAGACGAAACAAACUCGACGAUCGUCCUCUCCAUAAAAGGAACCUCAUCAGCUAUCUUUGACGGGGCUGAGACGACGACAAAUGACAAGAUAAACGACAACCUAUUCGCUGGUUGUUGCUGUGGCCAGGGAACUCUGAUGGCUAAGAAAUCUUGUGAUUGUCAGACGUCAGCCUACACCUGCAACGAGAACUGCAUCUGCGAGGAAAUGCAUAAGCGGAGUCGCUACUAUCAAGCAUCCAUAGAUCUGUACGGCAACAUCACAGAACAAUAUCCCAAUGCCAAUGUCUGGCUUACAGGCCACUCCCUUGGUGGGCUUGUGACAAGCUUGCUUGGACUAACCUUUGGAAUACCCGUCGUCACAUUUGAGUCUGUUCCACAGGCCUUAGCAGCUUCUCGCCUCGGAAUCCCUUCGCCACCUCCAUAUGACUCGGCUGCCGAAGCUCGACAAAAUGGUGGCCUCUGGCAUUUUGGUCACACUGCAGAUCCGGUGUAUAUGGGAACGUGUAAUGGAGCGUCGUCACUAUGUACAAUGGCAGGCUAUGCGCUACAGUCUCAGUGCCACACCGGCUUGAGGUGCGUAUACGAUGUUGUAAAGGACCACAACUGGAGAGUUUCCCUCGCCACCCAUGGAAUCAGACCGUCUAUCAAGGAUGUAUACCGAGUAUAUGACCAGGUCCCUACUUGUGAACCCGACGAAGAAUGUGUUGAUUGCUUUGAGUGGAAAAAGGAUUAUAGCAACAUCACAAAAACAUCAACCAUGUCGAGCACCACUUCGUCACAGUCGUCAUCAUCCAAGACUCGUACACGCACAGCGACUUGCAAAACGCCUGGUUGGUGGGGGUGUCUAGAUGAAACAACAACGAUUCCAGUUUCGACGAAAACUUCGACAAUGACUCUAACAAUCACCACGUGCAAGUCAUACGGAUGGUUUGGUGGGUGCCUAGAAUCUACAACUACCACCACUACUACUACAUCAACAACAACGAUUCCAGUUUCGGCUACAACUUCGACAGCGACUCUGACAAUCACCACGUGCCAGUCAUACGGAUGGUUUGGUAGGUGCCUGGAAUCUACAACUGCCACUACUACAUCGACAGCAACGAUAGCUGCUGCAAGAGCAACGAUAGCUGCUCCAACAGCGACUGUAAAUCAGAUGCCCUUCCGUCUAGCACCCACCGACAACUACUAG